Rhopalosiphum maidis (corn leaf aphid) is the source of this 1561-nucleotide messenger RNA. RefSeq names its product protein yellow-like. NCBI's taxonomy places the organism in Eukaryota, Metazoa, Arthropoda, Insecta, Hemiptera, Aphididae. Bases 217 to 1353 code for a protein of 378 amino acids. The record is from RefSeq and is a predicted model, not a curated record. Gene Ontology annotation, cellular component: extracellular region. The transcript has a single exon.
AUAAAAUAAAAAAAAAACUUAAAAAAUCCAAAUCUGUAUUCUUUUUUUGCAUUUCAAUGUUAGUAGAUUACAUGUUUUAAUAUUAAAAAGUUUUUUGGUUCCAUAGCAACUUGCUAAUAAUAUAUAAUAUUAUUCAAUGUUGUCGGUCCUUAUCACGAAUUCUGUGGUUUAAUAUAAAAGUAUACGCCAAGUUAGACAGCUUAAAUCGUGGUGGUUAUGACGGGAGGAACUACGAUCUUGAUGUUGCUUGUCCGGGUUUCGUGGCUCGCGGCGGCGAAGUACGGAACGUUUUUGUUGUCCGGCUCCAACCUCGAGUGGCCGUCGGUGGCCGAGGAGAGCAGCGACAUAUUGUACGGCCGGUACGAACCGCGCAAGAUCCUCGUGCACGGGUUCCAAAUGGACGACAAGCGCGCCUACGUGGCCAUGCCCAGGUUCACGAAGUCCGGCGUGCCGUGGUCGCUGGGCGUUUUCCGGCUGGACGUGUUCGAUUUCGAGCCGGACAUCCGGCCGUAUCCCGAUUACGGGAAUUACGGGUCGUGCGACGGCGGUCGCACGUGCAUAGUCAACGUGGUCGACGUGUACAUCGAGACGGGCGUGCUGUGGGCGCUGGACACGGGCACCACCAACGUGCUGUGGAAGCCGUUGCGCCUGGGCCCGGCGCAGCUAAUCGCCGUCAACCUGACCACGGACGCGGUGGUCGCCACCGACCUGUCGGCUGUCACGUGGCCGGACAGCGUGCUCGAGCACGUGGUGGCGGCGCGCACGUCGUGCGGUCGGCUGCACGUUUACGUGUCGGACGUGGCCCGGCACAAGAUCAUCGUGUACGACGCGGACGCGCGCAAGCUGCACACGAUACAGCUGCCCGAGACCAUACCGGUGGACAGCCACCGGCGCGCCGUUCUGUACUUGGCGCCCGUCACCGUGGCCGGCCGCGCUUACGUGUACUUCACGUACCGGCACAGCGGCUACAUGUUCGCGCUGGACGCGUGGUCGCAGGAGAGCGUGGUUCACGGCGCCGUGUCCGAGGUGGGCGUCAAGCCGGUGGGCAUGCUCGUGCUGGGCUCGGACCGGGGCACCAACGUCUACUUCCGGACGGCCGGCGGUGGCACCGACGUGUGGGCGUGGGACGUGAACCGGCCGCUGGAAGUGCGCAGCUUCGUGCUCGUCCACCGCAGUUACCUAUACCUGACGCCGACCGCCGUGGUGGCCGGCUGGCGGAACGCCGUGUGGACGGUCGAGUCCAACUACGACGAGUACACGGCCGGCAACGUCGACUGCACGGGUCCCAGGACGCUGUUGCGACCGCUGAACGGCGGUGCGGCCGACGACUGUAACGAGAUCGUCUUACAGUAGAUGUCCGUGCACGAUCGUCGACGUGUCCAUCAUUUAGAUUCGUACUUCCGACUCUUGUUUUUGUCCUGCAUUCUCCGUUGUUUUGUUUUUGUAAGUUUCGUUUCGCACGGUGAUCGUUUUUCGCGUUGCCGAGUGGGUUGUGUAUGUCGUAAUGAGUUAAUCAGUUUCGAAUGCCGAAGUGGUAAAAAAAUCAAGACUCUACGACAAA